Messenger RNA from Lacerta agilis (Sand lizard), 1808 nucleotides. It is a transcript of the gene TRIM50, whose product is annotated as tripartite motif containing 50. The record is from RefSeq and is a predicted model, not a curated record. Gene Ontology annotation, molecular function: zinc ion binding; protein binding. NCBI's taxonomy places the organism in Eukaryota, Metazoa, Chordata, Lepidosauria, Squamata, Lacertidae.
UGGAUUGAUUUGAGGGGAGAGAAGUGGUUGACUCUUUGUGGACAGGAGCAUUUCCCCAAAAGGAAGGGUCUCUGAAUCCCAAGCCUUGGCGUUUUCUAAGCCCUGUGAUUACAGGUGAAGGGCAAGUGAGCAAGGAAGGCAGAAAGUCAAAAGGCAACUGAGCUGUGGAAGGAGGUCUGUUAACCAGGAGGAACAAGAAUUGCUCUCAUUUCCCCUUGCCCCCCACAACUGGAGUUUCCCACAACAGGGUGCUAGGCUUCCAGGACUAGGUUAGAAAAGAAACUGGUGGGCAAAAUGGCUAGGAAGAUGAGCAUCGACCAGCUGGAAGACCAGCUGCUGUGCCCCAUUUGCCUGGAAGUCUUCAAAGAGCCCCUGAUGCUCCAGUGUGGGCAUUCAUACUGCAAGACCUGUGUGGUCGCGCUUUCAGUUGACCUGGAGAGCCAGUUCCUUUGCCCGGUGUGCCGAAGGCUGUGGACUGCAGCAGUUCCCCGCCCAACGUCAUCUGGCUCGUAUCAUGAGGCACUGCAUGCUGCAGGCAGCUCAGAUCCCAAUGAGGAGUCCUGCCCUAACCACCACCCCCUCAGCCUCUUCUGUGAGCAAGACCAGGAGGUCAUCUGUGGUCUCUGCGGCACCAGCACCCAUCAGCACCACAAGGUCACCCCCAUCUCGACCAUCUACAGCCGGAUGAAGGAGAAGCUCUCUGCGUUGAUGACGGAGGUGCAGAAGCAGAAGGGGAGCUUGGAUGAGCAUGUCAGCAGGCUGAUGAACAAGACGCGCAUUGCGAACGAGUCCGAUGUCUUCAAAUGGGUGGUCCGGAAGCAGUUCCAGGAACUGCACAGAUACAUCGAUGAGGAGAAGGCUAGGUUCCUGGGUCGGAUUGAGAGGGAGGCAAGCCAGCUUAUCACCUCCAUCGAAGUCCAGGUGAAUCAGACGACAGACAUCUUGCAGAAGCUGAAGGAGCUGGAGAAUUCCCUGGAGAAACUCAACAACGAAGGCCAGUUGGAUUUCAUAAGGAAAUACAGAUCUCUUCCCUCCAGGUCUGAGCUCCCCCGCCAGCAUCUGGCCGAUGGUAUGUUCAGCUCAGUCUCCUUUAAGCCCGACUUCCACCAAGAUGACAUCAAGAUGAUGGUGUGGAAGAGAUUGCUACGCAAAGUCCUCCCAGCUCCAGAGAUGCUGAAACUGGACCCAGUGAGUGCACACCCCAUCCUGGAGCUGUCCAGGGGAAACACCAUGGUCCAGUGUGGGGUGUUCUUCCAGAGGCGAGGCAGCAACCCUGACCGCUUCGACUACAGCAACUGCAUCCUGGGUAACAAGGGCUUCUCCUGGGGGAAGCACUACUGGGAGGUGAUUGUGGGCCUCAAGAGCCACUGGCGUUUGGGCAUUGUCAAAGCCACGGUCAACCGCAAGGGCAAGCUGAACAAGAGCCCUGAGCAUGGGGUGUGGCUGAUUGGCCUGAAGGAGGGCAAGGUCUAUGAGGCCUUCAACAACCCACGUGUGGUGCUGCCGCUCUCAGCCCGCCCCCAGCGUAUCGGGGUCUACUUGCACUACGAGAAGGGUGAGCUGACCUUCUACAAUGCCGACAGCCCUGACGAACUGGUACCAAUUUACACCUUUCAAACAGAGUUCCAGGGCAAGCUGUACCCCAUCCUGGACAUGUGUUGGCAUGAACGGGGCACCAACACGUUGCCCAUUGUCCUGCCUACGCCUACCAUGCUGCAGGUCCAAGAAGAUGAUGGCCUCAAUGCCCAGGAGCCCACCAAGUUGUAAGUGGGCAGUUCCUGCCUGCUGAGCAGCAGAGUGAGUGUCAU